Notothenia coriiceps (black rockcod) is the source of this 3041-nucleotide messenger RNA. RefSeq lists its product as uncharacterized. NCBI's taxonomy places the organism in Eukaryota, Metazoa, Chordata, Actinopteri, Perciformes, Nototheniidae. The record is from RefSeq and is a predicted model, not a curated record. The transcript is spliced from 6 exons. The annotation marks the transcript as partial.
UUUUUGUUUUCUAACUUUUCAGCUUUGCAUUGGUAUCGGAGCGUUGUGCCCCCUCUCCUGCUGCAGGGCCCCUAACUGGCCCCCUACUCGGAGGCCUCCCAGGGUGCGCGCUCCUGCUGCUGGCUCAACUGAAAGCCCAGCUAGCACUGACGCAGAUAAACAACGCUUUCACCGUCCGCAGCCGACCGUCGAACUUGACAACCAAUUCAAACACCCUUUCUCCCUUUAUACCCACAACAGCCCCCUCCCCAACUGCAGCGGCGAUCAACCUCCUCAACCUUCUGAAGAUCACAAACGCCAUGUCCCAUCCAAUGUACAACCCCUAUGCCCAUGGGAACCAAAGUUCCUCCCAGGGGCAGUAUGGACUCCCUAACAUCCCGACAGAGAGGGACCCUCGGAGGGUAGCCUCCCACCUUCUUCCUGGGUCUGGCUUCGGCCCUGCUGGAGCUUCUCCUGCGGCUCCUGCCAAAUCUGGGGCGAUGCUCCCAUCACUGCUGUCCCCAUCACUGCUGCUCCCAUCACUGCUGUCCCCAUCACUGCUGCCCCCAAAGAUGAGCUACAGGCCUGACCAGGGUCGGGCCAACAUAGAUGAGAACAUAGAGAGGUCCAUAGACAUGCAAAUUAGCAGGGCCAGAGAGGAGGUGAGGCUUCUUAACCAACCAACACAUCCGCCCAUAGACCAGGGCCCUCGCUAUACCAGUCCUCCAAGCGAGGGGUUUCUCUCCUCACAAGGCACAGGGAGGUCCUCCUACCCAAUGCCCUCCAGCUCUGCCUCUGUAGGACAAAGACAAUCAGGAGCUGAAAGUGGCAGUAGCUCAAUGGACUGGUCAUCACUCUUCAAAAGGCCCCCUUCUGAAGAUUACAAUACAUUUUAUCCACCACCUGCUUCGUCCAACUAUGCCAGCGCUGAUAAUGGUAGGUUUAAUGCCUCCAGUGAAAGAGAACGUGACAGGCAGUCCAUUCCAGGCUUAGGUGAUGGUUUUGACUACCCGCGGCCAGAUAAACCUGCUCCUGCGCCUACAGAGUCCAGUCGACCCAAGUACACCUCUGAAUCUGCGUCCAACAUCCUUGUGCACUUUGGACUUCAGAAAGAGGACUUGGAACAUCUCAUCUCCUACCCCGAAGACCAGAUCACCCCCGCUAACCUGCCGUUCAUCUUGAGGCAAAUCCGCAUUGAGAAGACCAAGAGAGCCACGGAUGACUCUCAGGCAAAACCCCAACCCCCCAGAACUGUGAGUGGACUGGACAGUCAACAUUUGAGCAGUUCUGGAGGGCCAAGGAUGCGGCUGGAGGAAAUAUCAUCAGCUGUUAACCAGCUAAGUAAAGUGAUAGACUAUGGACAUACUGGCAAAUAUACAGGAGGUGUUGGAGAUGAGAUUGGGAGAGCCAGUGGUGGUAGUGGAAGUCUGAUGCAAAUGGACACUUACGAUAGUAGCAGACGCAGUCGAGAACUACUGCAAACAAGCUCAGCGGAGGUGAAAAGCAGUGCUUUGGGUUCUUCACGAGACCAGACGAGCUCUAUUUCCAGUCUCAGUUCUUCAUACGGUUCACGACUGAGCUCUGGGGCUCCCCAAAUCCAUGAUCAGACUAAACGAUUGCAGAACCCACCAAAUCAGACUCCCCAAUCCCUCCUUGGCUCUUUCUCUCUGCCGAAGAAAGACACAGACAUCCGGCUUCUCAAGUCUGAGCCCCCUAAACACGGCACUUUGAAAGAACUGCCUGCAGAUCGGCAGCCGACGUCCAAAACCCAACCACCUGUUUCUCAGUACCACGGUGUGCACCCCAGCAGACCUGGCCUGGUGCUCAUUGGCAGUAAUCAGGCCAGUGGCACCAAGGUUCAGGGUAAAACUCAAGGACAAGGGUCUACAGUUCCGGAGCAGAUGAAAAAGCAGCAGCAACCAGUUCAACGGCAGCAGAUGCAGAAUCAGCCGAGGCAGCAUCAGGUUCAGCAGCAGCACCAGCAGCAGCAUCUAAUACCGCUGAUAGGACAAUCUCUGUGGCCACCAGGUUAUUCUAUGACUGGUGUCAUGCAGCAUCCUGGUGGUCUGUUCCCCGCCGGUGCUCCUCCAGCUGCAACACAGCAGAUCCCGGGCCUGAUGAACCUCCCUCCUCCGCCGGUGCCAGCAUCCAAGACGCAGACUCAAGCAAUUCAACAGGUCCCCAUAAGUGUGCUGACUGUUGCCAUGAUGCAUGACUAUGCGGCGGCCUCGCCGAGAAUCUUUCCACAUACCUGUUCUCUGUGUAACAAAGAAUGUACUCGUAUGAAGGAUUGGAUCUCACACCAGAACACCGCCCUUCACCUUGAGAACUGCAGACUCCUCCGAACACAACACCCACUGUGGGAUGGUGAGAUAGGGUUCAAAUCCAGUGCUGCAGAUAAAGAUACCAAGCCCUCGCCCAAAACCUCUUCCCAGUCUUACCAGCAGCGUCAGAACACCAGACGUGGAAGCCGCUCUCGUUCUUAUUCCCAUUCCCCAAGCCCCCGUUGCCAUGGCUCGGAGGGUAAAAGGGAAAAACGCAGGAGUUCAUCGCGCUCGCCGCAAAGCUCCAGACACAAUCGCAGGUCCCGGUCUCGUUCAUUUUCUUCUCGGUAUAACUCCUCCCGCUAUCGAUCACGAUCAAGGAGCUCUGAGAGAAAAUGGUCGCCAAGGAGAGACAACCAAAGGACCUCACCAAGGAGGAGAGACGACAGACGAUUAUCCCCAAUGACUAGCCACGAGAGAUGGUCAUCUCCGAGCAAUAGCCGCGAGAGACGAUCACCUCUGAGGAGAAAUGACGAGAGACGAUCGCCACCAAGGAGGAAUCGGCAAAAGAGGGAAAGCAGUGCAGAAAACCUGGCUAAGAAACUCCUGGGAGCAACAGCUGCGCAGUCUUUGGCGGACCCUUCUGACCUGGAGGCCGUGGUUAAAUCUCUGGCUCCUGCCUUACUGGCCGAGCUAGCCAAGCUGAAGUCUUCAAAUGCAUCUUCCUCCUCCUCCACCUCUGCAACAGCAGGAAAGCCUAGGACUAAAAAGCCCUCUCAGGUAAAUCUGAAGAACAUG